ACUCACUCGCCUCCCUAGUUUGGGUAUCACUGAAUCUUAUGUAAAAUUUGACAUUUUCCACUUACAGGAUAACCUCAACUUGUCAGUCGGUGCCCCGUACGUCUAUCCGAAAACCAAUUUCAAAAUGGCUGGAGAAGAAGCAAAGCUAACUGGAUUGUCGAAAAUCUUCAACGGCACCACAAUGAGCGGCCGAGCCAACGUUGCCAAAGCGACUUAUGCGACAAUUGGACUCCUGAUCCUGUACGCCACCAUGAAACCCAAGAAGAAGUGAAUUAGUCUAUUUUGGAAGUAGGAAGCUUAAAUGUGCAAAACCCUAAAAUUUAAGGAUGUGAAAUAAAAGAUAUCAAAUGUG
Hermetia illucens (black soldier fly) is the source of this 352-nucleotide messenger RNA. RefSeq names its product ATP synthase membrane subunit DAPIT, mitochondrial (gene Neb-cGP). NCBI's taxonomy places the organism in Eukaryota, Metazoa, Arthropoda, Insecta, Diptera, Stratiomyidae. The record is from RefSeq and is a predicted model, not a curated record. Bases 125 to 271 code for a protein of 48 amino acids. The transcript is spliced from 3 exons.